AUGGUGGGCAAUAAACAAGUACAUAUUGACCAAAAGAUGCACAUAAUUGAAGAAUGGUCGAUACCUAUGGGAUUGUUUGAGCUAAGGUCAUUCUUGGGACUUGUGAAUUAUUACCAUAAGGCAAAAGAAGUGGUAUGA
Molecule: messenger RNA, 138 nt
Organism: Spirodela intermedia
Lineage: Eukaryota; Viridiplantae; Streptophyta; Magnoliopsida; Alismatales; Araceae
Source: the annotation of a GenBank genome assembly